AAGUCCAGUUCAUCAGCCUUCUCAAGUUUACUCAACUUUCAGAAAGCAUCAGCUGCUAAUACACCUGAAAGAUCUUGUCCUAAGACAUUGUGUGUGAAGAUGAUGUCUGCAAAAGACAUGGUUAAAGUAACGAUCGUCAUGCUUGCCAUCUGUUUGUUUGCAAAAUCAGAUGGGAAAUCUAUUAAGAAGAGAUCUGUGAGUGAAAUACAGCUUAUGAGUAACUUGCGUCAACAUCUGCACUCAAAGGAAAGGUUGGAAUGGCUGUGGAAGAAGCUGAAGGAUGUGAAUAAAUUUGUUAACCUCGGAAAUUCUACAGCUCACAGACAGGGUGGUUCCCAGAGAUCCCAAAAACAGGAAGACAAUGUUCCAAUUGAGAGGCAUCAAAAAAGUCUUGGAGAAGUAGACAAAGCUGAUGUGGAUGUAUUAAUUAGAGCUAAAUCUCAAUGA
This is a messenger RNA of Rhinolophus ferrumequinum (greater horseshoe bat), 447 nucleotides long. RefSeq names its product parathyroid hormone (gene PTH). The record is from RefSeq and is a predicted model, not a curated record. The transcript has 3 exons. Lineage: Eukaryota; Metazoa; Chordata; Mammalia; Chiroptera; Rhinolophidae. Gene Ontology annotation, cellular component: extracellular region. Gene Ontology annotation, molecular function: hormone activity; parathyroid hormone receptor binding. Bases 100 to 447 code for a protein of 115 amino acids. Gene Ontology annotation, biological process: intracellular calcium ion homeostasis; cell-cell signaling.